AUGUUCUUCCAUAAUUUGUUCGAAUUAUCCGUAUCCAGCAACAUACCCAACGACUCAUCGCCAACAGUCGCAUGCUUUACUGAUGAAGACACAUUGGAACUUUUUUAUGAACAGAAGAUGACAUGUAAAAGAUUCAUUGAGUACUUAAUUUCACUACAGUCACGGAUGCCCGUAGAAUGUUUUUUCAUCAGCUUAUGA
Brugia malayi is the source of this 198-nucleotide messenger RNA. RefSeq lists its product as uncharacterized. The transcript has 2 exons. Lineage: Eukaryota; Metazoa; Nematoda; Chromadorea; Rhabditida; Onchocercidae. The record is from RefSeq and is a predicted model, not a curated record. Bases 1 to 198 code for a protein of 65 amino acids.